AGACCUUCCCAAGCUCCCCUGCUCCCCACGCCGGAUGCCUUCCCGAACAGUAACCAGAGAGGCCUCUUCCCCGAAGCACAGCAGACUCAAGGUGCCUCCCUCUGUGUCCCCUGGCCAGUUGAGACUAAUCAACAGAGCUCCUGAGCAACAUGACUCCCACGGUGGGCAUCCCACCGGCAGCUCUGCUAUCAACAACUUCCUGGAUCCCAAUGACCCGACAUCAUCCGAGGCCCGCCAGAGCCGCAUGCACUUCCUCGACAAUCAGAGGAAGGUUGAUUAUGUCCUCGUCUAUCAUUACCGGAAUCGAGGCGCCCACCCAGGCCACGGCUCCCCUGGCCGCCACAGGCUUCCCCUGGCUGUCAUCUCCAAUGGGGAGAUGGGCAAGGAGCGCAGGCAGGGUGACAUGAUGAUUGAAAUGGGACCCCAGGAUGCCUUGGAGGAGGAAAGGAAGGAGCAGAGGGAGGAGUUUGAGUCUAACCUUAUGGAAGCUGGGCUGGAGCUGGAGAAGGACUUAGAGACCAAGAGCCAGGGGUCCAGCUUUGUCCGGAUACACGCCCCAUGGCAGGUGCUGACCCGAGAGGCCGAAUUCCUGAAGAUCAAAGUCCCCACCAAAAAAAUGUACGAGAUCAAAUCAAAAAACACCAUUGCAAAGAAAUUCAACGAUAUUUUGCAGAAGAUGGCUUCCCCCUUACAGCCCCACGUACCAGAACACAACAACAACAAGAUGAAAAACCUCUCCUACCCCUUCUCCAGGGAGAAAAUGUAUCUGUACAACAUCCAGGACAGGGACACCUUCUUUGACAAUGCCACCAGGAGUCGAAUUGUGCAUGAAAUCUUGAAACGUACAUCCUGUUCUCGAGCCAACAACAUGAUGGGUAUUCAUUCAUUAAUAGCACACAAUAUCUAUGAGGCUGCCUACCCACUUCAUGAUGGUGAAUAUGAAGGUCCUGAGACUGAAAUGAAUGACAGAAAGCUCCUCUACCAAGAAUGGGCACGCUAUGGAGUGUUUUAUAAGUUUCAACCUAUUGACCUCAUCAGGAAGUAUUUUGGAGAAAAAAUUGGCCUGUAUUUUGCUUGGUUGGGUUUAUAUACUUCAUUCCUCAUUCCAGCUUCAGUAAUUGGAGUGAUCGUCUUCCUCUAUGGCUGUGUAACAAUGGGAGAUGAUAUUCCUAGCAAAGAGAUGUGUGAUGAGAAGAAUGGCUUCACAAUGUGCCCUCUCUGUGACAAAGCCUGUGACUACUGGAACCUCAGUACUGCAUGUGGCACAGCACGGGCCAGUCACCUAUUUGACAACCCUGCCACUGUCUUUUUCUCCAUCUUCAUGGCCCUGUGGGCCACCAUGUUUUUGGAAAACUGGAAGCGGCUACAGAUGAGACUAGGCUACUUCUGGGACCUGACUGGCAUAGAAGAGGAAGAAGAACACUCCCGGCCUGAAUAUGAAACUAAAGUUCGAAAAAAGAUGCUGAAACAACAUAAGACCCAGGUCCAGAAAAUGGAAGCAGAUAAAACUGAGAGUGAGGAUGAGGAUGAUGACAGGUUGACUUGGAAAGACCGUUUACCUGGGUACUUGAUGAACUUUGCUUCAAUCUUGUUCAUGAUCGCACUGACAUUCUCCAUUGUCUUUGGGGUGAUUGCGUACCGAAUUACAGCUGCAGCUGCCCUUUCUCUUAACAAAUCUACCCACGCCAAUGUCCGGGCGACAGUGACAGCAACGGCAGUCUUAAUCAAUCUGGUGGUCAUCCUCAUCCUGGAUGAGAUCUACGGUGCUGUAGCCAAAUGGCUCACGAAAAUCGAGGUGCCCAGAACAGAAGAGAGCUUUGAGCAGCGGCUGAUCCUCAAAGCUUUCCUGCUGAAGUUCGUCAAUGCCUAUUCCUCAAUUUUCUAUGUGGCCUUUUUCAAAGGGAGGUUUGUCGGCAGGCCUGGGAAUUAUGUCUAUGUGUUUGAUGAUUACCGAAUGGAACAGUGUGCUCCAGGGGGCUGCCUCAUGGAGCUCUGCAUUCAACUCAGCAUCAUCAUGUUGGGGAAGCAGCUCAUCCAGAACAACAUCUUUGAGAUUGGUAUCCCAAAACUCAAGAAACUAUUCCGAAAGCUGAAGGAUGAGACAGAGCCUGGAGAAACUGACUCUAUGGAAUUAAAGCAGCCUGAGCAGUGGGACCUGGACUAUAGCUUGGAGCCAUAUACUGGAUUGACUCCCGAAUAUAUGGAAAUGAUUAUCCAAUUUGGAUUUGUCAGCCUGUUUGUGGCCUCCUUUCCUCUGGCUCCAUUGUUUGCCCUCCUCAAUAAUGUUAUUGAAGUCAGGCUUGAUGCAAAGAAGUUUGUUACAGAGCUGAGACGUCCUGAUGCUGUGAGAACCAAAGAUAUAGGAAUUUGGUUUGACAUCCUUUCAGGGAUUGGAAAGUUCUCCGUUAUAAGCAAUGCCUUUGUCAUUGCUGUCACCUCCGACUUCAUUCCCCGCCUUGUGUACCAAUACUCCUAUAGUCAAAAUGGGACCCUUCACGGCUUCAUCGACCAUACUCUGUCCUAUUUCAAUGUCAGCCAGCUGAAGGAAGGGACACAGCCAGAGAACUCACACUUUGGCCAGGAGGUUCUGUUCUGCAGAUUUAAGGAUUACCGAGAGCCACCAUGGGCCCCAAACCAAUAUGAAUUUUCAAAACAGUACUGGUCUGUCUUGUCUGCCCGCUUGGCUUUUGUCAUCAUCUUCCAGAACCUUGUGAUGUUCCUCAGUGUCCUUGUGGACUGGAUGAUCCCAGACAUCCCCAAGGACAUCAGUGACCAGAUCAAAAAAGAGAAGACCCUGCUGGUGGACUUCUUCCUGAAGGAGGAGCAUGAGAAACUGAAGAUGGACUCUUCCCAGAGGAGCCAGAGCCGGGGAGGGCGCGGUAGCCCCAAGAGCCCUACUCGCAGCACUCGACACUCCAGCCGCCACUCCGGCCGCAACUCCAGCCCUCACUCCAUUGGCCACUCCAGCCCUCACUCCAUCGGCCACUCCAGCCCCCACUCCAUCCGCCACUCCAGCCGGAGUCAGAGGGGCAGUCAUGUGUCCCCCACUUCCCACCACACCGUCGUGUGAGGCUUAGAGGUGCCCGGGCAGACACAAAUGUGAAGGACCUACAGUUAGAGAGACUAACACACACUCACACAUCAGAGCACACAGAUUUUCUACAUAGAGGUGUGUGGCAGUGGAUGUAUGCUUCUGCUCAUAUUUUUCCUGUCUCAUAAGAUCUUGAAAUUAUAAAGCAAGAGAGGAAACUCGAGAGGGAAAAGCACACACAAACAUGCUGCUGCUUCUCAGGAACAUGAAACUUAGAUUUCUUUCAGACCCUCUUGGGACUGGUACCAUUUUUGAGCUGAUCAGUCUAACAGCAAUGAUCUCCCCACACAGGGGCCCAGAGUUCUAAGACCAUAGGAGCCUUUCUCUCCUUCCCUUCACCCAAGCCCUCUCUCAGAUACCAAAACUUUUUGCUUAGCAGGAGCCCAGAAGACAAUGGGGCCAUGAAAGAAGACCAGUAAAAGCUUUAUGCUAUCCCUGAUAGCACUGCCCAGACCUCCCCAUUUUCCUUUACCAUCACCCCAAGGUUUUCCCCUAAGAAUAUCACCGUCUCACACAACUUUCCUUGUCUCCCCCUCAUCCACUACAAUUGUUAUGGGUCGUACUGUUCCAGGUAGCCUAGACAUGUGGAGGUGAGAAUGCAAAACCAUUUAAUUGAGAUUACCCAAAUUAUAUGCUAAACCAUCAUCUUAUCACGGUACAGGUUGAAAAUAAUAAAAUAAAAGUCUUCAUAAAAGGUGUA
Messenger RNA from Trichosurus vulpecula (common brushtail), 3791 nucleotides. It is a transcript of the gene ANO2, whose product is annotated as anoctamin 2. Gene Ontology annotation, biological process: chloride transmembrane transport. Gene Ontology annotation, cellular component: plasma membrane. Bases 35 to 3070 code for a protein of 1011 amino acids. Gene Ontology annotation, molecular function: protein dimerization activity; chloride channel activity. The record is from RefSeq and is a predicted model, not a curated record. NCBI's taxonomy places the organism in Eukaryota, Metazoa, Chordata, Mammalia, Diprotodontia, Phalangeridae. The transcript has 24 exons.